Aspergillus aculeatus ATCC 16872 is the source of this 974-nucleotide messenger RNA. Its product is annotated as MOSC domain-containing protein. Gene Ontology annotation, molecular function: catalytic activity; molybdenum ion binding; pyridoxal phosphate binding. NCBI's taxonomy places the organism in Eukaryota, Fungi, Ascomycota, Eurotiomycetes, Eurotiales, Aspergillaceae. The record is from RefSeq and is a predicted model, not a curated record. The coding region runs from base 68 to 877 and encodes 269 amino acids. The transcript is spliced from 2 exons.
UGUUAAAAGACGGCCUUGGCCACGAGUUGUGCUGGAAAGUUCAUGUCUCCAGAAAAGGUCAUUCAUCAUGUCUGAUUUCUUAAAUGAAUCCACUUCUGUGGCUCCACUGCCUGCCGACGAUAUUCUGUCAUCCGUGCGGAUUGGCAAAGUCAAACAACUGGGACCAGGGUCUGUGACUUCAGCCAUCGAGAAGUCACCAUGUGCGGGCAGGGUGUAUGUCACCAACCAGGGCAUAACUGGCGAUGAACAAGCGUACGAACACCAUGGUGGGGCCGAUAAAGCCUUGCAUCAAUACUUCGAUGAGUCCAACACCUGCAUCGGCGAUAUCCUUGAGAUCGGUUCUGAAGGCGUUCUAGUCCAAGUCAGUGAGCCCCGACAGCCAUGUUUCAAGCUAAAUCGCCGCUUUGAGUUUGCGCAAGCUUCAAUCCGAACGCAAACGACCAGACGGACUGGGUGGUAUCUGCGCGUCUUGCAACCGGGUUUCAUACAGGCUGGCGAUCGUAUUCGAUUAGUACGUCGAAUCAACCCCAGAUGGUCAAUUAGCGAAGUGGGGAAAAUCCUCUGGGAGGACCGAAGGAAUAUCGAGUCAUUGAAGGAACUCAGUGACCUGCCUGGGCUUGGCAGAGAGAUUGCACAGGUAUUUCGCCAGCGCCUUGCCACUCGAGAGGAGGAGGAUAUGCUGUUUCGUCUAAACGGCGAGGCGUCAAUGUGGGAGGAGCCAAGGAGUUGUGGAGCAGCCAAGACAGUGAACUUGGUCAUUCUUGUCAAAGUGUUUCUCUUCGUUGGGAUUGUGUUUGGGUUAUGGAUAGUACUUAGGCGGGUUGUGGUCCAUCUAGAGAUCAAGGACUAUCGGGACAUUGUAAAUAGUGAACUGUGAGAAUAAAAGAGAAGAUGCCACCGAGCAUUGUGGGGUGAAGAGGCGGUUGAAGCCGUGGGGUUUUUGGACUGGUUGCUGUAGAGGAGUGGGUGUAACC